UUCCCCUUUUCUUCCUGUAAAUUAUAUUUGGCGCUUUAUCGCACUUGAAAGCUAAACAGUCACAUAUUCAUUUGGAAAACAAUAAAAGUGAUUCUUCGAAACAAGUUAUCUAUACUUUCAAAGUAUGAUUAAAAAUAUUCACAAGGCGAUAACUAUUUUGGUUAACGGAAAUUAUGUUAUACGUUGCGAUGGAUGAAACAUUGAUUUAGAUUGGUUGGCAUCAAAAUAGACGCCCAACGAAUAAAGGGCUGCCAAUUUUCGAGUAUAAUAUUUAUUCCUCUGGUUACCCAGCAGUGACAGCAGACUGAGUGAACAGUUGUUAAUAGCUGAUUCAAAAUGGCUUCUCUAGCAUUGCCAAGAAAAAUAUAUCCAGCCAAAAAAAAGUUUAUUUCUGAAGACUUAAAAGAAGCCGAGCGUCUUCUUGAAAACUUGAAAAACUCUGAAUUCGAGAUAGAAUUUCGUUAUAAAGCAUGGAUAGAACACCGGGAGAAGAGCAUUAAAAGUAUAGAAUGUCUAGAAAAAAAGCUUGAGAACUUGCAUCAAGCAUGCAAUAUUGCAAAUGGUGUCGGAUCUGCAAUGGAGAUUGUCGGAGGGGUGGCAAUGAUAGCAGGAGCUAUUCUUACUGCUUGUGGCCACAAAGAUGUGGGCGAGUUUCUGACAAAGAAAGUUUCUACUGUAUCCACUGUAACAGGAGUUGCCACUACUGCAACAUCAUCCGUCACAGAAACAGGAUUAACCAUCAAGACCAUGAACGAAGCUAAAUUGGUGCUGGAAAAAGAUCGAGCAUACACACGCUUACUCAUGCAAAACCUGCAGAAUUCAAAAGAGAUCGAUUCACGCUUAAAGCGCAUUUUUAAUUGCAGCAUUUUGUCAAACGUUUUUGUGCAUGUAGUUCGACUCGUCCAGGAGGGUAUUGUGCUGUUACAGGGCGGUUGUGUAGAAAUCGACAAGCUGAUGUAUGAGCUAAAGUCUAAAUUAUCAAAAUGCACCAACGUUUUAGAUUUAGCUGCAAUGUCGGAAACAAUUCUUCAAAAUGUACAUGCUACAAUGAAAAGAAUAAUAACUAAUCGGAAUGCUCAUAAAGCUGUAAGGAAUAUUUGCGAGAUAAUUCAACGAUCGCCUUUGGCAAUUGAAUUUGUCAAGUUGGGCCUAAGGACAACUCUUCAGAUUUGUGACGUUUUAAAAAUAGAUGUUUUUACUAGCGCCCUUGGUUUGGGUCUAAUGAGGAGCAGUGCUGGCGUAAUGGCUACAAAAUGCUUACUGGGCUCAGUACAUGUUGCAGUUAGUGCACUCGCAUUAAUUAGUGCAGUAAAAAGUGCUCAAGAAGGAACAUCGGAGCACUCAAAAAUGCUAAAGGAAGUCAAACAGGUGCUGAUUACGGAACUAAAUACUGUUCGUAAAAAUUAUUCGAAUGUUCCUUAAAUAGGAGAUAUGAAAAUUUUUAGAAAUUGCUUCAGCAGUGCAAACCAGUUGAAUUUUAAAAAAGCAAACUUUUCAAGAUCGCUUACUUAACUAUUCUAAAUGUUGAAAUUCCUUUUUAUGAAAAUCUACCACAUUAAUUUGUACCAUUGAAGGCCUUAACGUGGUUACCCUCCGUGUUUUUCACUUAAUCAAAGGCUUGAAGAAAAAAGAAGAAAUACUAGAAUCAAUUGAAAUUUCUUAUUUUCGCCGCUUUUAUAUGCGAUACUUGAGAAUUGAAUUUUUACAAUAAGCAAAAUGAAAACAAAAUUAUUGCAAAAACGGAUCAUUCGAAUUUGCUAUUUCUAUUGGUUGUUUCAAUGAAGAUCUAAAAUUCGAAAGCAUGGUCAAAAAGUUGUAUUAAUUUAUGGAGAUACGUUUUUCCUUCCUUCUCCGACUCAUUCUCUUCUGUAUUUGGGAACUCAUCUGACCAUAGUUCAAAAUUUUGAGGUUCAUUCCAAAAUAGCCUUUGUGUUGUUUCUAAAUUGGACAUAAAUACAACUAAAUUAAAAUGAAUGAUUUUCUUCCAAUGAUUUCUAAACUGAAUGAUAAAGAUGUUUUACUGUUUACCAGCAAAAAUAAUAAUAAUAAACUAUGAUGAUACUUUUGAGACCAAGUCAAGAUCUCAAGCCAAGUUUGGUUUAGGCAAGGUCGAUACUUUUCAAUAUUUUGAAGCAAGUAUAUUGUUUUAUUGGUAUUGUGGUGAAUUGCAUAUAAGCCAGUAACAACGCUUCUACCCGGACAGCUGUUUUGCUAAAAUCGGAUCGUUACUGGACUGCUAACCAAAAGGUCCCAGGUUCUAUCCUCACGUGUCUCAUACCUCUUCAGUAUCUUAUUAGCAUAUCUACCAAGUACAUGAGACAAAGAAAAAGUAUGCCUGGAAAGUUGGCUUAAAGGAAGAACUUUCCGAAUAAAGUUGGACUGUGUUUUCUUUAGAGUGAGAUUUAUUCACCAAAAAAUACCAUGGCUUUGACGAAUAAGCUGCGCAUUUCAAUCUCUCGCAAAAUGCGGGAUCUUUAAUACCCUGCACCGAAAAUCGUGAAGAUUCUUGAUGGAUAAACAUGCGAGGAAAAAGUGAAUCCUGUCUUUUUAAGACAGCAUCAGGAAAAAAAAUCUAGAAAUUCAAACUGGAAAAAAUGGCCGCAUUAAGGCUUUGCAAAAAAAUAUAUAUACAGAUUAUCAGAGCAAAUUUUAAUUUACAAGGACUACAGCUACUUCUAUAUUAAAAUCAACCCAUGGCUCAACAUCAUGUAAUAUAAUAAGGCUUGGAACUUUCUUAUUGUCUACACCAACUAAUCCAUACUCUCACUAGGAACUUAAGAGAAAGUUCCUAUUGGGAAAUCUUUAAAUUAAAGAUGACUUUUAAAAAAGGAAAUCCAUCUCAUUUACUUGGUUUGUUUGUUUUUUAUAUUAAUGACGAAAAUUGUACUAAAGAUGAUGGCAACUAUGAUGUAUAUUAAUUCUACGUAAAAUAAAGUUAAUUUUUUCAAUAUGAA
Messenger RNA from Argiope bruennichi, 2954 nucleotides. RefSeq lists its product as uncharacterized. NCBI's taxonomy places the organism in Eukaryota, Metazoa, Arthropoda, Arachnida, Araneae, Araneidae. The record is from RefSeq and is a predicted model, not a curated record. The transcript is spliced from 3 exons. Bases 337 to 1422 code for a protein of 361 amino acids.